AUGAUAUUUUUUUAUCAAAUAAAUUGUUAUUGUGAACCUGGAUUAAGCUGUAAUGAGUGUGAACUAAUAAAUACUGAUGAGAUAUGCUAUAUGGAAAAUUCUAAACUUCCUAAUUUUUAUUGUGAUAUAGAAAAUAAUAUAAUAAAAUUAAGUGAAAAUUCAUAUUUUUAUUGUAAUAAUAAAAAAUGGUUUUUAAAAUAUUGUGAAAAUGGUGCAUUAUUUGAUGUAAAAAUUAAUGAUUGUUAUAAAGAAUUAUUAUUAAAUAAGAAGGUUAAACGAUCUUCUGGUGGAUCUAGAGCUGGUGAUAUAUGUCAAUUUAAUACAGACUGCCAAACAGGAAUGUUUUGUUCCUCAGGAAUUUGUACAUGUCUUUCAGAUUAUGUUUCUAUUUCUGGAUAUUGUUGGCCAAAAGUUAAUCCUGGACAAUCAGGUUGCCAUGAAGAUAAACAAUGUUUUGUUGUCUGGCCAAAUACAAAAUGUUCACCGAGUGGUGUAUGUGAAUGUUCAGAGGGAUAUGUUCCAUCAAGAACAAGAGAUGGUACUGUAUGUAUAACAUCAUCAGUUCCUCCAGCAUGCCCAUUACCAGAGUCACCAGAUAAUGAACCAAAUCCAUCAACACUUUUGGCAAAUUCUAAAACACAUCCUUUAUCACCAGGAAAUUAUAUGCCGAUAUUAUGUACAUCAACAUCAACAGAAGUUUUUAAAUCAAAUGGUGGUGAUGGUUCUACAUGGUGUAUCUAUCCUGAUGGUGAUAAUGAUAUUUAUAUAGCAGAUAUUUAUGAUUGUUUAGAAACACCUCAAGUAAAUAAUUAUUUAUUUAAAGAAUAUGCCCCAUCAGUUAAUGGAAUAUGUUGUCCUUCUCGGGCAUUUGUUUGUAUACAACCAAUGGAACAAGGUGAUCAACCAUCAAUACCAAGAUGGUAUUAUAAUCCAAUAUCAGGAGCUUGUAGUCAAUUUAUGUGGGAUCCAAAUGUUGGUGAAAAUGUUAGUCCAAAUAAUUUUAAGACACAAGAACAUUGUGAAACAUAUUGUGGUUCAUGUAAAAGAGGAUCAACACAAUAUUAUACUUCAAAACAUUCAAUAUUAGAUGAUACACCAGUAACAAAUUGUAUGCAAUCAUCAUCAACAUGUUCUAGUGAAUUUCAAUGUUCAUUACUUGGGUCAACACAAGCAUGUUGUCCUUCAAUUUCAAAUAUAUGUUCACCUUAUGGUGGUAGACCACAUUUUGUUAAACCAUUAGGAAUGUAUGAUAGAGGAAUAUCUAUACAUGGAUUUAAAACAGUUACAAGAUUUUAUUAUGAUUCAAAUCAAGGAAAAUGUAUUAACUUUUUAUAUGAUGGUUUAGGAAAUUUUAAUAAUUUUAUAACUAAAUUUGAUUGUGAAAAUUAUUGUUCAAGAUUAAUGUGUCCAUUUGGUAAUCCAUUAACAGUUGGUGAAGAAUGGCAAAGAUGUGAAAGUAGUACAGAAUGUCCCUCAUCACAUUUAUGUGAUACAACACAUAAAGUUUGUUGUCCAACAGCACAAAAUAUUUGUAGUCAACCAAAACGUCUUGGUGAAUGUAAACAAUCAGUUAGAAAAUAUUGGUAUAAUAUUGAAAUGAGACAAUGCCAAUUAUUUGAAUAUAGUGGUUGUAAUGGUAAUGAUAAUAAUUUUGAUUCAUUAACAACAUGCCAACAAACAUGUAGAAAUAUUGCAUUAGAACCAAAAUGUCCACAAGGUAGAGCAUACAGAGAUGUUAAUGGAAAUUAUUUUACAUGUUCAUCUAAAAAUAGUGAUCAAAAAUGUCCACCAAAUUAUAAUUGUUAUUUUGAUGGUAAUUCAUAUGGUUGUUGUCCAACAAAAAGUUAUACAUGUAGUUUAAAUAGUGAUAAAGGUGUUCAAUGUGGUGCUGGUACAUCAUUUAAAUAUUAUUUUAAUCCUAAUAAAAAUACUUGUGAAGCUUUUCAAUAUUUAGGUUGUGAUGGUAAUUCUAAUAAUUUUCAAACUCUUGAAGCAUGUGAAGAAUAUUGUGGAAUUGUAUGUCCACAUGGUGGUCAACCAUUAAGAGAUGUAUCUUCAAAUCAACUAAUAACAUGUUCAAAUUCAAAUCAAUGUGUUGAUACUCAUGAAUGUGUAACAUUAAAUUCAAAUGGUAAUGUUGUUCAGAGGUGUUGUCCCUCAAAAUCAUAUAUUUGUUCUAUGCCACCACAACAAGGAACAUUAUGUACAAAAAUGCCCAUAACAAGAUAUUAUUUUAAUAUUGUUACUAAAGAAUGUGCCAAAUUUAGUUAUAAUGGAUGUAAUGGAAAUUUAAAUAAUUGGCCUUCAAUAGAUCAAUGUAAAAAUUUUUGCCAUUCAUCAGCAUGUACACCUGGUGAUGUUGCUUAUAUAAAUCCAAAUACAAAUUUACCAUAUCAAUGUAAUCCUGUUUUAACAAAUACAUGUCCAACAAAUUUUAAAUGUUUAUUUGAUCAAUUAACACAAUUAUCAGUUUGUUGUGGUGCUACAAAUAUGAAUGUUUGCCCAGAAAAUGAGAAAGCAUUUGUUAAUGCUGCUGAUAUGUCUGUUAGAGAAUGUCUUGUUAAUGUUGAAGGUUCAUGUCCAACAAAUUAUUUAUGUAGAUUUAAUCCUCAAAAAAAUAGAUAUUAUUGUUGUAGUAGUAUAACAGGUGAAUUAUGCCCAUCCGGAAAAGCUGUAGUUAGGGAUAAUUUAAAUAAAAAUCCUAUGAGAUGUAAUUUUAAUGGUGGUAAUAAUCAAUGUCCAAGUGGAUAUAGUUGUCAAACUUCUAUAUCUGGUGCUUUACAAGGAUAUUGUUGUUCUAAUAAUUAUGUAUGUCCAAAUAAAGGUGAUUUUUAUAUUGAAGAAAAUAGUCAAAUGCCAAGAUCAUGUACACCAGGAGCAUUUAUUGGUUGUCCUACAGGAUAUUCAUGUCAACCAUCUUCAUCAGAUUUAAGUAAAGGUUAUUGUUGUAAAGGAGAAAUUAUUUCUAUUUCAGAUGGAUGUCCACCAAAUGAGUAUGUUUAUAUGAAAAAUAAUAAUGUUAUAGAAUGUGAUCCAUUUAAUCCAAAUAAUAAUCCAUGUCCAAAAUCAUAUACAUGUCAAUGGGGAAAUCAAAGAUAUCAAUGUUGUGGUAAAGAACCUAUUUUAGAAAGUAUGGAAGAGGCAAAUAAUUAUGGUUGUCCUAAUUUCCAAGUAGCAUUUAUUAAUCAAAUGACAAAAUAUCCUGAAUCUUGUACUUCAUCAGGUCCAAAUACAUGUCCAUUAGGAUAUUUUUGUCAAUUUGUAAAUAAUAGUCAUUCUGGUUCAAGUCAAUAUAUAUGUUGUGGUAAUAAAAGUGGAUGUCCUGGAAAUAGUGUGGGAUAUAUUGAUAUAUCAGGUUAUCCAAAAGAAUGUAAAAUGGAAUUAUCAAAUCAAUGUCCUGAAGGAUUUUCUUGUAAAUCUACUGAUAAAAAAGGAAAAUAUGUUUGUUGUACAAAUACAGAAAAUGAUGUUAAUACUUAUACAAAUGAAAUAAUAAAAGUAGCUAUGAAUCCUAUAUUAAUAACAAGUCAAAAUACAUCUAAAAAUAAGUUAAGACGUCUUAGUAAACAACAUAAAUUAUUAAAAUUAGCAAAUGUUACAUUACCACCGUUAACAAAUAUUUCAACAAAAAAGAAAAUAAAAAAAUGUCAAAUAACAGAAACAAUUAAGAAUAAAAAAUGUACACCUAGAAUUAUAGGUGAUAAAUGUAUAAAAAAUAUACAAUGUCCUGAAACAACACAAUGUUUAGAUAAUAAAUGUUCAUGUCCAUCAAAUAAAAUUGAAAAAAAUGGUAAAUGUAUUGAUAUUGAAGAAGAGAUAAAUGAAGAAGAAUAUUUUGAAUAUGAGGUUGAGUAUGAUGAUGAUGUUAUAAUAUGUAAAACAAAUGAAAUUAAACAAGAUAAUAAAUGUUAUCGAAAAGCUGUUGUUGGAGAAAAAUGUGAAAUAGAAAAUCAAUGUAUUAAUGGAGCAAAAUGUAUAGAUAAUUUAUGUUAUUGUCCAAAAAAUAUGGCAGGAUAUAAAAAAAGAUGUAUAACAAAUAUAUGUGGAAUCAGUAAUAAUAGAAUACCAGUAUUAUCAAUAAAUUCAAAAGCAUUAUUAUGUCAAAGAAAAAGUUGUCCAAAUGGUUCAACAUGCCUAAAAUCAGCAAUGAUAAAUGAUUAUGUUUGUUGUUCAACAAUUGAUGGUAAAGCAAUUGGUAGUAAAAAAAUAGUUAAAAAAAAAAUUUUAUUAAAAAAUAAUAAUACAAAAAACAAUACAAUUAUAACAAUGGAAGGAUCAAAAUGCAAAAAUGAAUUAAUGCCCUUAUUAGAAAAAAAUACAAAAAAAAUUGUACAAUGUUCAAAUAAAAAAUUAUGCCCCAAAAAUUAUGUUUGUGUGGAAGAUCAAUGUUGUAGAAGAGAAACAAAAAUAUUUUCAGGGAUUUAUAUGGAUGAUCCAAAUAUAAUGCUACCUCCAAAAUCAGAUAUUCCUAUUUGUGAUGAAAAUAGUGUACUUGUGACAUACGAUGAUAACGGACAAAAUGUCUAUUCAUGUGAAAUCGAAUGUCCUGAUAAACAGUCUCCAAUCAACGGUAUUUGUAUUUCAGAUAACUAA
Molecule: messenger RNA, 4593 nt
Organism: Strongyloides ratti
Lineage: Eukaryota; Metazoa; Nematoda; Chromadorea; Rhabditida; Strongyloididae
Product: Proteinase inhibitor I2, Kunitz metazoa domain and EB domain and Cysteine-rich repeat and Lustrin, cysteine-rich repeated domain-containing protein
Exons: 3
Coding region: 1-4593 (1530 amino acids)
Molecular function (GO): serine-type endopeptidase inhibitor activity
Source: RefSeq, a predicted model, not a curated record